Messenger RNA from Chenopodium quinoa (quinoa), 888 nucleotides. RefSeq names its product probable phosphoribosylformylglycinamidine synthase, chloroplastic/mitochondrial. The coding region runs from base 424 to 861 and encodes 145 amino acids. The transcript is spliced from 2 exons. The record is from RefSeq and is a predicted model, not a curated record. NCBI's taxonomy places the organism in Eukaryota, Viridiplantae, Streptophyta, Magnoliopsida, Caryophyllales, Amaranthaceae.
AGGAGAGAAAGCUAAGAAGGUGGUUCAAUGGAGGAGAGAAAGCUGAGAAGGUGGUUGAAUGGAGAAGUGAGAGUAGAGUGCAAUGGAGGAGAGAGAAAGGGGGAGGGGUGUGGCGAGUCAGAGUGAGCUUGAGAAGGCUCCAAACAUAGGAGAAAUGUUAUUGACACGCUUGUAUUGUCAACCAUUUACCCGAGACUCAGUCUGACCCGAUCAUGGUCCGGGUUUUGGAAACAAAGUUGGCCCAUUUUGGGAUAAAACUUCGGGUUAGGCAAUAGCUGGAUCAUACCCUGUAAAUAAUGCAAUUAAAAUAACGCAUGAAGUAAUUAACAAAUUACAUAAAUAUUUAUAAUUAUUAAAACAAAUAAUUUAUUCAACAAAAGUAUUAUCAUUUUGCCCCGGGCCACCAAAAUAUUAGAAACGACUAUGCUUUUGUUGUUCAUGUCCUUCUUAAGCUUGAAGAAUUUAAUGGAGUUUUUGUUUUAUUUUUUCACAGUAAUGGCAACUCGGUUUGAUUUUAUGGGUUCUAAAUUACUCAACUCAGAAUUUAAGGGUUGUGUACAACGUAAAUUAUUUCUGUCUCGAAAUUCGAUUAGUACUCGUAGCCAUUUGGGUGUCGGGCUAGGUCGAUUGUCAAGUUUGUACACUCGUAGUGUUGGGUUAAGAAGUUUAGGAUUGGGGAAGGUGAAGGCUAUUGUUUCAGGAGAUGUGAAUGUCACAUUAGGUGAUGAAGUAAAACUGUCGGUAGACAAGGUUAUACAUUUCUUCCGUGUUCCAUUGAUUCAAGAUAGUGCAGCUGAUGAGCUACUGAGGACAAUUCAGAUGAAGAUAUCAAAUGAGAUAGUUGGUUUGAAAACAGAAUAGUGUUUCAACAUUGGGGUAGAUGUUAGA